Molecule: messenger RNA, 6088 nt
Organism: Anopheles merus
Lineage: Eukaryota; Metazoa; Arthropoda; Insecta; Diptera; Culicidae
Gene: Reps
Product: ralBP1-associated Eps domain-containing protein 1
Exons: 6
Coding region: 1243-4605 (1120 amino acids)
Biological process (GO): endosomal transport; endocytosis
Cellular component (GO): cytoplasm; plasma membrane
Molecular function (GO): calcium ion binding; protein binding
Source: RefSeq, a predicted model, not a curated record
UCAUAUGUGCAAGCAGCUGAAAAGAAAAAAAAACGGAAAAUAAGGAAAAACACAGCAAAACAGCGCAGCACGUACGGAUGUACCAAUAGAUAGGUUCGGGUCGCGGGAGCACCAAAACAGCAUUAGCGUAUGUGUGUGUGAUCGGGUUUCGAUCGCAAAAGGAAGAAAAACCCCCGCAGCACCGAAACCAGGGAGCAGGUAGCUGCUCAUCCCGUCAAACCAGCGCUCAGCGGCGUUGGCAAAGAAACCUCCCACGGGGGCCUCGGGUUUUUGCGGAGAAAAGAUGAGCUGGUGUGGCUUCUAAAACCACACAGGUGUAUCGGUGGAAGUGGAGAAGAAAAUCUUGUUCCUCCGACGAGUGCCAGUGGGCCAAUACCCGGGGUGGACAGAGUUCGGAAGCGGAAGGGGGACCAAAAUUAGAUCUGCCAGAGUGGUGUGAGCGGAAAAACACCGCUAAGAAGAGUUGGUGCCCAACAUUGUGCCAACAACUCCUCCAUACCCAAACGCACACACGCAUAACACGCUCUUUUUCAGCACGGAUUGGCUGGAAAACGGGAACGGAAACGGAAGUGCAAAGUGUUUUCGUGCGAAGAAAAAUUUACAGAGCAAAAAGGAGAGAGAGAGAGCGAGAGUGAGUGAGGUCACAAAGGAAGUGCUCCCGGUACACACGCGUAUCGCAUCCCCUCCCUCCUCUGGUACCUUCCAUCCUCAACCGACGGAACAAUUUAGUGCCCAAUGUGUGUGAACGCCGUGCUGGUGUGUGCGCGUCCGAAUCACGUCGGCAUGCAGGAGGGUUGAUGGUUGAUUUGUUUGCUAAAUUGUUGCGCCCUCGCCGUUCCCUCCCCGCCCCACCCCCUGUUCCGACCCGUUCCGUGUUUAGGUCACUGGGUGGGCUGUUGGUAGUGUAGCCCCGUGGCGGGGGAGAAGAAGAAAGCAACGACACAUCCCCGAACACACUCGGUUGCGUGUCAUCCGUGCAUUACGCGGUGCGUGUAGAGUGUGAAUUUAGUGUGAGUGCGCGUGUGUGUGUCUGGUUGUGUGCGCUUGUGAGUGGGCUGCAUGCCAAAGGUCACCACCACCACAACUGGGUGAAAAUUCAUCCCAAUCAGCCCCUCACACCCCAAUCCGCACACACCAUUCGAUCGAAAGUGUGGAGCCUUCAGCCAACGACCAGGUCCAGCACCCAGCCCAGGACUUCUGUUUCCACGGCAACCAGGAACAUUCACAGCCACCACGACGACGAUGGAUGAGCUGAGCGAGGCGGAACUGCGGUACUACAAUGAUCUGUUUAAAAUCUGCAGCGAGACGGACGGGGCGGGCAAGAUACCGGCCCUGAAGGCGACGUCACUGUUCCGCUCGGCCAACCUGUCCAGCGAGAUCAUAAACAAGAUUACGGCACUGGCUGGCAUUCCCCAAACGGCACUGCACCUUUCCCGGCAGCAGUUUUACGGCUGUCUGAAGCUGAUCGCCGCCUACCAGGCCGCUGUCCCGCUGCGGGAAGAGAUUCUUACAACUUCGGUCAAUCUGCCGCUGCCCCAGUUCAGCUGGAUCGAUCCGGCGACGGGACCAUCGUCCGGGGCGGGCGACUCUUCGUCCCUUUCCUCGAGCAUCUUGUCGGCGGCGGGAUCGGGCAGCGGUACCGGGGCCGGCGGCAGCCAAACGGGCACGCUGGAACGCAACGGCUACAGUGAGGUGAACCGUCGUGCCUCGCUAAAAAUGGCUGGCGGUGUAACGGGUGGAGGCGGUGGUGCGGGAAGCACAACACAGGACAGCAGUGCCUCGACCGGGGGCGAAAUGACCAACUCCGACCAGCCGAGCACCGACUCCGAGGUGGAGCAUAACGAUGAUCCGGUCAAUAUGAUUCGGGGUGAGCGCGAGCGGCACACGGUCGGUAUGCUGAAGGGCGGUGGCAUUGUGAUGAUCGGCAACAGCCAUCCACUGGUGGGCGGGGGUGCCGGUGGUGGUGGUCAUGGCGGAGGACACGGUGGUGGUGGUGGAGGAUCGCCGGAAGCGUGGAGUACGGCAAGCGACAGCCCGACACCGACGAACAGCGUCGCGGAACGGCCGUGGGCCAACCAAACCCUCUGGCAGGGGUUGGUGUGUGAGGAGCAGCGGCAGCUGCUGGGCACGGAGGAGGAAUCGUCCGACCGGCACAGCAGCGACGAGGACGAGCAGGAGAUUGAUCUCGAGUAUUUCUACCAGAUUUCACAAACGCAGAAGGACUACUAUCUGAAACAGUUCCGCACGAUCCAGCCGGACGUGCACGGGCUGGUGAGCGGACCGGUUGCGAGGGUUUUCUUCGAGAAAUCACGCAUCCCGAUCGACGAGCUGCGACACAUCUGGCAGAUGUGCGACGUGACGCGGGAUGGCGCCCUAAACUUGGCCGAAUUUACCGCCGCCAUGCAUCUGGUGGUGCUGCGUCGCAACAACAUACCCGUGCCGGCCACACUACCCCCCUGUCUGUUGCCAACGCUACUGCAACACUCACUGCUUCAACCGGCAGCGGGCGGUGCAUCCGGCAGUUCCGCUCUGCCGGCCAGUGCUUCGGCCGAGUUGCCAACAACGACCGGUGGCAGCGGUUCUGGUGCUGCCGCCGGUGCGAAUGUUUCCCUCGCUAACGAACGAACCGAACCGGCGGAAGCCGAUCUGCUACAUCUCGAAAGCGAUGACAAUGUAGAGAGCAGCAGCCGGAAGCGGUUCGACGCCCACAAAGACUAUCAGCGCAUGGUGCCGGUGCCGGACACGCUCGCGUUUGCGAAGGUUGCUGCGCCGGCCGGUGGUAGCGCGCCGGUAGGGGCCAGCGUUGCCGCACACGAUGCCAGCCCGCCCUCCGUGUCGUCGGCGACCGGUGUUGGCAGCAGCAGCGGUACGACCGGCUCCGUAUCGGUCGCCAACGCCACCAAGGGCAGCAGCAACAGUGGCAGCAACAGCAGCAGCGCGGCUGUGUCCACGACUGGCGGUCGCAAAACGCCACCGAACGUUUCGCCGCCGGUUUUGGCGCAGCACCAUCAACAGCACGCGGCCGGCUCGGCCCAGAAGGUGAAACAAUCGGCCGACCAUCCCGUCACGCCACCGAACACGAAAACCAACAAGGAGUGGAACUCAACCACGAAAGAAUGGACCAAGUUCAUGGAAUCUCCCACAUCGAACGUCUCUAGUCCGGGCCCGAAGCCGGUCAACUUUGAUCUGCAGCGAACGACGCAGGCGAUUGUGUCCAAUCCACACAUUGUGCAUCCUGUCCCAUUACGUGUUACCCCUGUUGGUGCUGAAGCGGUCGAUAAUGGUAGUCUAGUCUAUGGUAGUGACGGCACCGGCAGUCUAAUGGUCGUCCAAACGAGGGACGAUUCCAGCCCGAAGCAACAAACUUCCCAGCAGCAGCAGCAACCGCCACUGACCCAUCAUCACAGCACGCCCCGGGACUCGCUCACGAACAGCGGCGAUUUACGUGCCAUCCAAAGACCGCAGCCGAAGAAACCACCGUCGAAGGGUGUCGGGGCGAUACCGCCACCGCCGCAGCGUGAUUCCGGCGGUGCCCAUCCAGCGAGCAGUGCGCACACGGGCAACGAUUCGAUGACCGUUUCGCUCGAUGCGUCCGGCUUUGCGGCUAGCAGCAGCAGUAGUGCGGGUGGCAGUAACGCUACCGCCACCAUCGAACGUUUGCCCUCGCUGGCGAAGAAACAAUCGGUCGAUCAGCAGCCACCGCCACCGCCGCUGCCGCCGCCGAGACCGUCCGCCCAUCGGCACACGCGCAGCAGCAGCCUGGACCUGAACAAGCUGAAGCUCACGACGAACAGUGCGGCCAUGGCACCGAUAGGCGAUCCGCUCAAGAUGCCACCACCGCCGGAGGUGCCACCGAGGGUAACGCCGACCGGGGAGGCACCCACCGGUCAUCGACAGCCGGCCCAUGGGUUUGCCGACUUUACCCACUUUCCCAGCGGAUCAUCGUCCGGACAGCGGAUUGGGUCAAUCGGUGAUUCGAGCAACAUCACAACGAUCCAUCUCGAUGCGGCCGGCAACAUGACACACCAUUCCACACCGCGCGGUUCCGGCACGCUGCCGAAAUCGCUCGUCAUGCAUCAGCCGCGCAACAGCGCGUUCGAGGUGUACCGUAAGCCGCACGCCGACGGACGGCUGGUAGCGGCAGCGGCGUCGGCUGCCCGCGGUUCCCAGUCGCCCCAGUCGCAGCAACCGCCGCUGGUCACAUCGCGCAGCGUCGACACGUCCGGUGCGGUGAUGUCCGGCGGCGGCGGCGGCGACUACGAUAAGCGCAUUUCCGCGCUGAGCGACAGCUUGCGGCAGGUCCGGUUUAAAGCGAACGAUCCGCCGCCCGUCAUGCCGGACGUGCUGAAGCAGCUGAAGGAGCAGAAUCUGCUGCUGCUGCGAAUAUGCAACGAUCUGAGCGAGGAACUGCUGCACAUUCAGCAGAAGCGGGAAGACAUUCGCAUUAAGAUCGAGCUGCAGGAGCAGAUACUGGGCGGUGGUGGUGGUAGUAACAGCACCACCUCCACCAUGCUGUCCACCGGUCCGUCUUCAUUGCCGGCCGUGUCCAGCACGUCCUCGUCCCACACCAACCACCACCAUUCGCACCAUCACGCGAAUCUAUGAGCGGGUGGUUCGGUCGGUUAAAUGUGACACGACUCCAUUGGUCCAUUUGUUCGUGCUCCGGGCACCGUUUUACCACCCCUCUUCCCACGGGGAUGCGACGGUUGCUCUGUGUUAGAUAGUGUGUUUUGCUCUGACUAUAAGGAAGCCAUAUAAUCAACAUCCAACUUGCAUGGAUACUGUGUUUAGCUCGUGUCCCGUUUAGCAGUUAGAUCGUCAAAGAUAUACAUCUCGAACGCAUAUGCGAAGCAUGUCUCCUCUCUCUCUAUCUUUCUAUAUCUCCUGCGCGAGCACACACACACACACACUUAUCCAUAAAGUUCCCCGUGUCUCUCGAAAAGAAACGAAUAAGACAUUGCACUUCGCAUUGAGCAGCGUUUUGUAAAUAGGGUCAGAGUGCGGUGGUGUUUUCGUUUUUUCCUCUUUCGUCUGUUAGCUAGAUUUAUCCUUUUGCCUAUAGUUAUCCGGAUCGAUCGAAUCUAUCUCGUGUUAUUGUGAAAUUGAUACUCAUCCCUGUGCCGUGUGUGUGUGUCUAGCCACUGGGACAAUAUUUGAUGGUUGUGUUUUGUUACUCCGCUGUCCGCUGUUGCUGGUGUGAAAGUGCGCAUGUGUUGUGUGCUGUACAUAUUUCCGCUUUUCUUACGAUUUUCAUUGAAAUGUCACUUCCAAGAUCGUUUCAGUAGCUUUCGAUUUAAGUAGGUACAUGAGGACAAGUAUGCAAAAGCGUCGAUCCUCUCGCCUUUUCAUCUAAGAUUUUGAGUUUGAGAUGCUCGAAGCGACACGAUGUCAAACUCAAACACACAUUGUAUCCUUUCCGUUAUAAAUUAUGGACCAAACUGUAAGCAUACGUUUUUAAGCUUGUUUUUUUUUGUAACAAAUAGCUUGUACUUUCUUGUCCUUGCAACGAACUCCCCCCCCCCCCCCCCGCAUCCGCUUUUAUCGUCAUUAGUUGCAGCAGUUCAUUCCUUGCUAAAUAUCUCCUCAAUUGCUAUUCAUUUAGUCCUCAAUGCGCUGCUCCUCUCUCUCUCUCUCUGUUCUCAGCACACCCUCUCUGUCCAGUUUAUGCCUUCCCAACACGCCGCACAAAAAUAGCGCCAUUCGAUGGCGAGAUACUUCGAUACGUUCGAAAUGCUUGAAAUCGUUAAAAUGCGCAUGCUGCUGUGCUGCGCUGCAAGCGAGGGAUCACUGUUAAUCAUUAAGCAACAAAAGAAGAAGAAGAAAAAAGGGAAUAUAUAGACAGAAGACAUACAUGUGUACGUAUGCGUGUAUGUGUGUCUGUGUUUGUCUGUACGUAUGUGUAUGUGUGUUGAACACUUCCGCAACCCGUUGACUGGCUUAGAGUAGCACACCCCAUGGUGGUGCAAUGUUUUUAAAUCUUACAUAUUUUAAUGAUGAAUUAAUAUACUUAGUCUGUAUAGCGCUCUUCUGCCUGUGUCGUGUCGUAACGCAAUGGAAACGCAACAAUACAAAACAAAACAAAAAAAUA